AUGGCCAAAACAGUAUCUAUCGUUGCCGGUCUCGUUGCCGCUGCCGCUGUUACCUACAAAUUCAGAGAUGAUCUGAUCCACAACACAUCCGACAUUCACAACCGUCUCACCAAAGCCAACGAAAAUCUCCAGGUUACUGCUCAGGACAACACCAAAACCUUUACCAAGCGCACCACUAUCUUGGAGUCUGUACCUGUUCUUGCUGACUCUCAGCGUUACGUCUCCGAGAAAUUUGUUCCUUCCGUCAAGCACAGUUGGAACGAGAAGGUUAGAGAUACCGCUCACACCAUUGUCCACACCGAUUAUGUUGGAUGUGCACAGAAGCUUUGGGAGGAUAAGGUGAUGAGCCAGUUGAAGAAAUAGAUUACCCGAAUAUACCUGUGCGUGUGUCGAAUUGUAAUUUCAAUAUGAUUGUAAUUGUAAUUGUGGUUGUAGUAGUGUGUGUAUCAAUAUAAUAGAAUGUGUUUAUAUCAAUAUC
Molecule: messenger RNA, 478 nt
Organism: Phycomyces blakesleeanus NRRL 1555(-)
Lineage: Eukaryota; Fungi; Mucoromycota; Mucoromycetes; Mucorales; Phycomycetaceae
Exons: 2
Coding region: 1-363 (120 amino acids)
Source: RefSeq, a predicted model, not a curated record